Paramecium pentaurelia is the source of this 630-nucleotide messenger RNA. NCBI's taxonomy places the organism in Eukaryota, Ciliophora, Oligohymenophorea, Peniculida, Parameciidae. The record is from the annotation of a GenBank genome assembly.
AUGAAAGAUUGUAACAUAAGCUUCUAAAAUAAACCAGCAUUAGUUAUUUCUAGAAUAUACAAAUCAAACAAUAGAUUUCACUUACCAAAAAUAAAUUAAUUUCAAUCAUAAUCUCCAAACAAUAUUUAUUACAAUGAAUAUUUUACUGAAGUAAGAGGAAUUAAAGCUUUACCAGAUAAACAAAAAUAAAAUUCAGAAAGAAUAUUAAAAUGUAGACUAAAAGAAAUGGAAGUAUAAAACAAACAAUAAAAAUCUCUUUCAGCUAAACAUCUAUAUAAUGAAUAAAUUGAGAAGAAAGAGAUUAAUAAUUUAUUACUAGAACCAUAUUUUGUUUAAAACAAUUUGAAAGCAAAAAAAUAUAUAAUGGGAGCAUUUUAACCUGAAAUAUAUAAACAAACGUUUGGGUUUUCUCCUAAUUCAAAAACUAAUCAAAAAUAAGAAAAAGAAACUAGAAAACCUAGGUUUUUUUUUUAAGAAACUCAAUCUGAAAAAGUAAAACAUUCUAAAUUAACUUAAACAGAAAAUGAUAAUUCAAUAAUAGAUUAAGAGUAUAAUUAUUGGAAAAAUGAUGAUUUAGAUUAAAGAGAAGAUGAAGAUUUAAUUAAUAACUAUGUAAAUGGAUUACUUUGA